AUGUUUUCCGAACUGGAGCUCGAGUACGAUAAGUUCAACGGCUCGGUUGCCGACCUCGCUGACCGCGCUGCCGAUAAUUCAAUGGACUCGAUGACUUGCGAAACAACCAACGAAUCAGAGAUCUCCUCGGAAAGUAUCCUGGUUGUUCCGAAAAACAGAGACUCCAACACCUACCCCCUGAGAAUCGCGUCACACUUCACCGCCAGCAAACGAGUGCCAACGCCGGAGGAACACCAGCUGGAUGAACUGGCCAAAUCCAAGGACGAGCUGGCGGUCAGGGUGUGCAAGAUCGGAAAAGAAAUCGCGUUUCUAGAGACUAUUAUGCCAAAAAUGGAGAGAAGCGUCGAGCUCGACAAAUUGGAGUAUGCCAAGGGCAAGCUCGAGGAGAUGAAAGAAGAGUUUCAAAGACAGCAGUACACCCUGAGCAUCAAAAUCAACAGACUCGAAAAAAAGAUUUAUGGCGCACAGGGAAGUAAAGCAGACUACUGGGUCAGAGGAGUCAGCAGCUAGUCGGUCAAACUAUGUACACUAUGUAAUAUACGGGUAAUAUACGAGCAUCAAACAUCAUUAUCUAUCACUACUCCCCUUCUUGGCAACAUCCCGAUCCGCUAGCAACACGCCGCCACUGCUAUACAAGUCCAUGUCCACAUGCUGUCUCUUGCCGUUCUCAAAAACAUGACACCCGUACACCUCGGCAUAUGGAGGAGUGUACAAAUGUAAACUGAUAGCCACCUUAUCUGUUCUGUUUGUGAUUCUGUGAAGCCCAAUAGUGUCCUCUAUGUGGGUCACGUCAUUCGUGUGAUGCGUGCUUGUUCUUAUGGGCUCUAAAGACUCGCCGUCAAAAAGCUCCUCGGUGAGCUCGCCACUCAGAAUCUUCAUCACGCAGUGGGCGCCAGCGUGGUCAUGGAUGGCCGACCCGCGACCUGGAUUCCACACAAGCAGCAGCAGGUUGCCGUUGGGACCAAAGUUUUCCACGCCAUUACGGGUGUAUGCGACGCUCUUGUCCUCAAAAGCAUAUUUGGCCCAGUCUUGCCGAUCUGACUUGUAGCGUGCCAUCAG
Molecule: messenger RNA, 1059 nt
Organism: Ogataea polymorpha
Lineage: Eukaryota; Fungi; Ascomycota; Pichiomycetes; Pichiales; Pichiaceae
Exons: 1
Coding region: 1-510 (169 amino acids)
Source: RefSeq, a predicted model, not a curated record